This is a messenger RNA of Erythranthe guttata (spotted monkey flower), 667 nucleotides long. RefSeq names its product Thioredoxin superfamily protein. The record is from RefSeq and is a predicted model, not a curated record. Lineage: Eukaryota; Viridiplantae; Streptophyta; Magnoliopsida; Lamiales; Phrymaceae. Gene Ontology annotation, cellular component: cytosol. Gene Ontology annotation, molecular function: protein-disulfide reductase [NAD(P)H] activity.
ACAGUGACAACUGCCGUCUGAUUUUUGAUCCUUAAAUGCGUCGAACCCACGCGACAAGUUUGGCACAUCAUUCGAUUCUCUGCUAAAAACCCAUCAAAAAAAAAAUCGAAAAUGCCGAUGAAGGUGGUGGAUGCAACAGUUUCAACAUUUGGAGAGGUUUUUGAGAAAUUUAAGAGUGAGGCUGAUAAUCACAAAGCAAAUUUAAUACUUUUCUUGGCCGACAAUGAACCAUCCACCAAUCUUAGUUGGUGCCCUGAUUGUGUGAGAGCUGAGCCAGUGAUAUACAAGAAGCUAGACUCUUCGCCCGAUGAUGUGGCUCUUUUGAGGGCGUACGUUGGAGAUAGGCCCACGUGGCGAAAUCCCGUCCAUCCAUGGAGAACGGACUCGAGUUUUAAGCUCAGAGGGGUUCCGACUCUGAUCCGUUGGGAAGAUGGUGCUGUAAAAGCCCGUCUCGAAGACCAUGAAGCCCAUGUUGAGCCCAAAAUCGAAGCCCUUCUAUCCGGAAAUUAGAUGACGAUUUCUUUUUUCUUUUCGUUUUGUUUUCGAUACACUUUUUUGAUGGAAUAUUAAGCUGCUCUCUCUAUCUUUAAUAAUGUGCACAUUGUCUGAAGGGUGUUUGCAGUGAAAUGUCUGGAUGUGUUUUAAUCAUAUUUGUGUUCGUUUACUC